Molecule: messenger RNA, 1977 nt
Organism: Armigeres subalbatus
Lineage: Eukaryota; Metazoa; Arthropoda; Insecta; Diptera; Culicidae
Exons: 3
Coding region: 1-1977 (658 amino acids)
Source: RefSeq, a predicted model, not a curated record
AUGAAUCCUGCAGCAGGGAGCGGAAUGUUACCAUUCGAUCCAGACGACACGACGAAUGUUAGUUCGAGAUGGAAGAAGUGGAAACGUUCUUUCGAGAUUUUUUUGGACGUCAAUAAUGUGGCUCUUCCGAGCAGAAAGAAAUCAUACCUACUCCACUUUGCGGGGGAAAGCGUACAGGAUAUAUAUGAUAGUCUAGUGGGCGAUGGAAAUCAGCCAGUGCCUGUAGGAUCGGAUGCUUACCAGGAAGCUGUUGGAGUGCUAGACGGUCAUUUCUUGCCCAUGAAGUGCUUGCCACAGGAGCGCCAUAUCUUCCGGAAUUUGCAGCAAGAACCUGAUGAGAAGAUUUCAAAGUUUGUUCUCCGUUUGCGAGAGCAGGGUAAUCUAUGCGAAUACCAAGAUUGGCUGGAAGAAAACAUCAAAGAGCAGAUCUUUGAAAAGGGAUCAUCCGACGAGCUUCGAGCGAAAAUACUGACGAAACCAUCAAUGACCUUGACAGAAAUUAUAAAUGAAGGCCGUUCGCUCGAAACUAUCGAAAAAGUACGACAGCAGUUAAAGCGUUCCGCAGAUAUAAACAAACUUUCAACUUCCAAGAACGAAUGUUUUCGAUGUGGUCGUGUUGGGCAUUAUGCUAACGAGGAUUGCUGCCCGGCGAAGGACAAGAAAUGCGAGAAGUGCGGCAGAGAAGGUAGUUUGCAGUAUUGGGGUGUGAAGAUUAAGUGGAUCGUGGACUCAGGAACAGGAAUCAACGUUAUUGAUAACAACACAUGGUACUAUUUGAAGAAGCAGAACAUCGAUAUCCUUUCACAGAGCAAAGGAUCCAAUAGAACCCUAAAAGCAUACGGUAACAAUCAUCUGCGCGUUAUCGGAAAGUUUACUGCAGAAAUCGCAACGAAAAAUCGCAGUGUGGUGGCAGAGGUCGUCGUUGUGCAAGACAAAGGUGCAAGUUUGCUGAGUAGGGAAACGGCAACUCAGCUCAAUAUUCUGAAUAUCAACACAAAUGUCUGGAGAGUAAACGACGAAUCCAACAGAAUUGGCAGGAUAAAAGGAUUUGAAGUGACGUUGCAAAUCAACGAUACUGUGAAGCCGGUUCAACACACAAAAUGCCAUGUUCCGAUUCCACUUCAGGAAAAAGUGCAACGAGAAAUUGAUCAUCUAUUGGAACAAGACAUAAUUGAGCCAGCCCCAAGAGAUUCACCGUGGAUAUCUCGUCUUGUCGUCAGUCCCAAAGCAGGUGAUACAUCCAGCGUUCGGCUUUGUGUGGAUAUGCGAGCGGCAAAUAAAGCGAUAGUACCGCAGCACCAUCCCCUACCUACUUUUGAUGACAUCGUGCCUCAUUUAAACGACUGCAAGUGGUUUUCGAAAAUCGAUUUGGUCAAAGCAUUUCAUCAAGUACUGUUGGCAGAGGGUUCCAGAUUCAUAACCACUUUCGCAACGCAUCAGGGGUAUUAUCGAUAUAAAAGAUUGACCUUCGGAAUGAACUGCGCAUCCGAGGUCUUUCAAAGCAUCAUUGAGCGUAUUCUGAAGGGAAUCAAAGGUGUGCGGGUCUUUAUAGAUGACAUAAUGAUAUUCGCGCCAACAAAAGAACAACAUGACGACACGCUACGUAAGGUUAUGGAUCGCCUAGAUGAGUUCGGAAUCACCAUUAAUCCGAAAAGUGCGAGUUUGUUAUUGCGUAGGGAUUCAAAGUUCGUAUGGAGCCUUCCACAACAAGAAGCAUUUAAAAAAAUUAAGGAUGUACUAGUGAAACCGAAGUCACUAGGAUACUAUUCUCCGCAUGACAAAACAAUUUUGAUUGCUGACGCCAGUCCGACAGGCCUUGGAGGUGUCCUUUUGCAGGAGAAGGAUGGAGUAAAAAGAGUAAUAUGCUAUAUAAGUAAAGGUCUUUCCGAUGCUGAGAAGUCGUACGCCCAAAAUGAGAAAGAAGUUCCGAUCGAAACAGCGUUUGAGGGCAAAAGUAUGGUGGCCAUCGAUGGAUAA